AUGGCGACAGAGCUGAGACGCUUUUGGAAGCUUGGGUCAUUGAGCCGUAUCUGCACCUUCUCCCUUCUAUUUCUGUUUGUGCAUUGUCAUACGUGUAAACAUCAAGUCCCAUCUCCGUCGGAGGUGAGUGUCGUUUAUCGCUUGCUUACCAGUUAUUUUCUCGUAAGGAGCGGUGCAUAGCCGAUGUACUUUGCGUGGGGCGCUCUAGCCAUAUCAGUAGGGGCGUUUCAGGUCGACUGUUAGAAAGUACAGAGUAGGGGGGAUGGGUAUUUUGGGGGCUGGGCCCUGUUGAAAAUGUUACAUUACACAAAGGUUUACUUUUUAAUUUUGUUAUUCAACAUUUAAUUGAAAGCAUGCGAUUACAUUUAUUAUUUACACGAAGAGCGCUGUAUCAAAAUCAUGCUAAUCGUAACACACUUCAAAUUGUUUCUACAUGAUAAUACAGUACUACCGCUACUUUGCUUUCAACAAUAUUUAUUCUUGUAGGUUGUCCAUAAAGUAUACCUGAAGUCUGAAAGAUUAACCAAAAGAAGUUCUGAUUAACAAUUGAAGAUAAAGAUAAUUUAUGAUUCAAGUGUGGAUAAGUAAGUUAAUUUUGUCUCCUACUAUAGAAUAGUCAGAGUUUGUAAUAUAAGUGUGUGCCAGGCUUUACUGUAAGCUGGUUAUUGCAAAUACACGUUGUCUUCUUCCAAAGGUUAACUUCAGACAAAAGAAGACUUGUGAAGGUAUGUUUGUGUGAAUGAGGUCAGAGAUAUUUGCCAUUGACAUACAGGACAAUAUGUCUAUUGUCAUUAUCACAUGAUAAUGUUACCGUUGUGAAGUUUUGUUGCUGCAGGCUAAUAUUAUGUUGUGUAUCCUUUUUAGCUGGUUUAAUAAACACUGCCUUUUCGUUUUCUACAGGAUAAACUUUUUCCACAAGCAAUUGCUUAUCUACAGAAGGCAUUUCAGGUUCGCCGGCAAGCAGGACCUGUAUUACUCAGCAGGUAAAGUUCUCACCUCCCAUCACCCUCCAACACUGUCCAAUAACAUGAUCACCCUCCAACACAGUCCAUUAACAUGAACACCCUCCAACACAGUCCAAUAACAUGUUAUCAUUUCAAGAAGACAAUACAAUAGUUUCAUUUUUGUAAUUAAAAAUUCAGUUGGGGUAGUGAGUGUAGCAUUUAAAAAUGUUUCGAGAUAAUCUAUAUUAUUCAAUAGGCCUUAAACAUUGCAUGCUUCUCAUAUAUUGAAUAUCAAAAGAGCACACUAAGCUAAGCUAUGUCAUUAAUACAAGGAUCGAUCAGUCAGAGGUUCAGUUCAUGCAUCUUUCUCUUGCAUUAUAACGUUCUGUUCAGACAAUGUGUGACCAAUCAGUAUCUGAGGAAGAAAGAUGACCCUCACCGCUACUGCCAGGGAGCAUGUGCAGACAUCACUAAGUGUGGACCCGUCAUUGUUCCUGAGGAUCAUCUGCAGGUCAGUCUACGCCACUGAAAUUGGAACAUGAGGUGUAGUGACGAAGUAGGUUGGUUGAUAGACUAGUUAUUAGUAAUACCUAGUCUCAACUAACCUACUUAGUCAGUGUUGGUCACUGUUAUUGGUCGCUCUUAUUACCAUGUGAUUUCUGGUGAUGAUUUGUUAUUGAUGAAAAAUGGCACGUACAUCGUCAUUAUAGGUGCCAGUCCUUCCACUGUUCCUCAUGUCUUUUGUCCUCAUACAUUGCCCACUACUAUCCACCACCCAUAGGAACAAUGUACCACCAGGCACCUGUGGACCAUUCUGGAUUUAUGGGAUUAGCUAAUGCAGCCUAUGCCAGUUCAGUGAAAUGUGGAUUAUGAUAGGGCUUAGGUUGGAGUGCCUAUUGUCCCACUGUGAGGUUGUGUGCAGAACUGAGGGUGGCCUCACUGACCUGACAGCCUCAAACAAGAUUAGCCCUUCCGGUUCAAGGGUUGUUUAAGGGAGGUGUUGAUUUAAACCACAGUCCAGGAGCUUUUGUCUUCUAAACUACCUCUAUUGCUUGUUACUCACCUUUUUAAGCUUCGCCUUUUUAACCAGUGAUGUUAUUGUUCUUUUAGACAUCUAUUUAAUCACUUUAAAUACAGUAUUAUUUGACUUGGCCUGAAUACAUUAAUUGUUAACCUCCAUGUUUACAUGCUCAACUCUGUUUCCUCUAUAUGUUAUCUACUCACCUGGCUUGCUACCAUUGCCUACUGCUGCUAUCUUCAACAGGUCUCUCUUGUAAAAGAGAUUAUCUCAAUGAGACUAACCAAGAUUAAAUGGAAUGAACUGAAACUGUCCUCGACACGCAUAUGAUCCAACUGUCUGCGUGGGAUUUGAAUUCCAGCCACACCGGUCUUCACACUAUCUUCCUCUGUCUCUCCCUGCUCAUUCCAUUUAGUCCUAGCAAUAAAACUGGAAAAAUACUUAUAUAUAUAUUACCAGAAAAAAAAGCUAAACUGGUAGGCCUAUAGAAAGGUUGGCUGAUGGUGGUCUUGAGUACUGUAGUUUGAUGAUAUUACUGUAUUAUGUCCAUUGUGGAAUUUCCAGAAAUGCAAGGUACAGUAUUUCAGGGCUCACUUGUAGAUUCAGGACUCACCUGUAAAAGUGACAUGGGUCUCAAUGUGACUUUCCUGUUUAAAUAAAGGUUAAAUAAAUAAAAUAAAAAUGCAAUUAUGUGUAUGUGAUUUCCAGCAAUGCAAGGUGUGCAGCGAGACAGGGAGGUCAUGUGGCUCAGCAGGGCCUCCGGACGGGAAGGGGGUGGAGGGGGCUGAUGUUGUCCUCUACGUCAGCGGGGUGACUACAGAACGCUGUGGACAGGAGAAUAUUGUGGCCUAUGCUGCAUACUGUCAACUGGAGUCUGAGCUGGACAGGUAAGCCUCCAACUCUGUACAUUCUUUAAACAUACCUGGUUAACCCUUUGAAUAUAUUUUAGAGGCUUAUGAUGGCAUUUUAGGCUAUUCCAGAUUACCGUAGCACGUGAUUGGGUCUGGUAGGUGACAUGGUAGACCCUGGCCCGUGAAUAGGUCUUUUAACCCAAUGAUAUAAAAAUAAUGUCAGUUUCACUUUCUUUACCUUAUCAGACCCAUUGCUGGAUAUGCCAAUCUGUGCCCCAAUAUGAUAUCCACCCAACCUCAGGAGUUUGAGGGCAUGCUUUCAACCGUCAAACACGAAAUCAUACAUGCCCUGGUGAGUGCAUUGGAAACAAUCUACUUUCUAUUCCUAUUGGGGUGAAGCUAGUCAUGAAUGACCUAAAUAAAUGCCAUAAUGAAUUAAACAUGUCCAACACAGAUUUCAUUAUUGAUUGAGUAAUGUGAUUUUAUUAUUUUGUUUAACGUGUGUCCAACAGGGUUUUUCAGCAGGGCUGUUUGCAUUUUAUCACGAUGAUGAUGGCAAGCCAUUGACACCUCGGUUUGCAAGUGGACUACCAGCAUUCAACGAGAGGUACACUACCAUUCAAAAGUUUGGGGUCACUUAGAAAUGUCCUUGUUUUCCAAAGAAAAGCAAUUUUUUUGUCCAUUAAAAUAACAUCAAAUUGAUCAGAAAUACAGUGUAGACAUUGUUAAUGUUGUAAAUGGCUAUUGUAGCUGGAAACAGCUGAUAAAAAAAAUAAAAUGAAAUAUCUACAUAGGCGUACAGAGGCCCAUUAUCCGCAACCAUCAGUCCUGUGUUCCAAUGGCUCGUUGUGUUUGCUAAUCCAAGUUUAUCAUUUUAAAAUGCUCAUUGAUCAUUAGAAAACCCUUUUGCAAUUAUGUUAGCGCAGCUGAAAACUGUUGUGCUGAUUAAAGAAGCAAUAAAACUGGCCUUCUUGAGACUAGUUGAGUAUCUGGAUCAAAAUGGCCAGAAACAAAUAACUUUCUUCAGAAACUCAUCAGUCUAUUCUUGUUCUGAGAAAUGAAGGCUAUUCCAUGCGAGAAAUUGCCAAGAAACUGAAGAUCUCAUACAACGCUGUGCACUACUCCCUUCAAAGAACAGCGCAAACUGGCUCUAACUAGAAUAGAAAAACCUAGCAAGAGGACAAAUACAUUAGUGUCUAGUUUGAGAAACAGGCGCCUCACAGGUCCUCAACUUGCAGCUUCAUUAAAUAGUACCCUGCAAAACACCAGUCUCAACAUCAACAGUGAAGAGGCGACUCCGGGAUGCUGACCUUCUGGGCAGAGUUGCAAAGAAAAAGCCAUAUCUCAGACUGGCCAAUAAAAAUAAAAGAUUAAGAUGGGCAAAAGAACACAGACACUGGACAGAGGAAGAUUGGGGGAAAAAAGUGUUAUGGACAGACGAGUCGAAGUUUGAGGCGUUCGGAUCACAAAGAAGAACAUUUGUGAGACGCAGACCAAAUGAAAAGAUACUGGAGGAGGGCUUGAUGCCAUCUGUCAAGCAUGGUGGAGGCAAUGCGAUGGUCUGGGGGGUGCUUUGGUGGUGGUAAAGUGGGAGAUUUGUACAGGGUAAAAGGGAUCUUGAAGAAGGAAGGCUAUCACUCCAUUUUGCAACGCCAUGCCAUACCCUGUGGACGGCGCUUGAUUGGAGCCAAUUUCCUCCUACAACAGGACAAUGACCCAAAGCACAGCUCCAAACUAUGCAAUAAUUAUUUAGGGAAGAAGCAGUCAACUGGUAUUCUGUCUAUAAUGGAGUGGCCAGCACAGUCACCGGAUCUCAACCCUAUUGAGCUGUUGUGGGAGCAGCUUGACCGUAUGGUACGUAAGAAGUGCCCAUCAAGCCAAUCCAACUUGUGGGAGGUGCUUCAGGAAGCAUGGGGUGAAAUCUCUUCAGAUUACCUCAACAAAUUGACAACUAGAAUGCCAAAGGUCUGUAAGGCUGUAAUUGCUGCAAAUAGAGGAUUCUUUGACGAAAGCAAAGUUUGAAGGACACAAUUAUUAUUUCUAUAAAAAAUCAUUUCUAACCUUGUCAAUGACUACAUUUCCUAUGCAUUUUGCUAUAUUUCCUAUUCAAACUCAUUUAAUGUAUGUUUUCAUGGAAAACAAAUAAAUGUCUAAGUGACCCCAAACUUUUGAACGGUAGUGUAUGUAUACUUGAUCAUUAUCCUCCACUGUCAGGCUGUGUAUUUUAUAAUGGCGCCUUUUGUAAUAAGCACUAGGCCAAGACGAUAAUAUAAUACUUUUUCUGUUGUGCAUUGUAUGUUUCUAAAAUCAUAUUUCAGUUGAUGUUUGAGAACUUUUGCUUUCUAUUAUAGUUUAGGCCUGUAUCAGUGGAGUGAUGCAGUGAUACGUAAAGUGACUCGAUUAUGGGACAUCCGUGGUGGCAUGAUGGUCCGACAUGAAGUGCAUCUUCUAGUGACACCACGUGUUGUGGUAAAAAUCCUGCUUUUAAGCUCCUCCCUAUUUAAUCAUGUAUUUCAAUGCAUUCGUCAUUGGUAGAUAUGUCCCUUUGUAGAGGCUAUGCUGUGUUGUGCUGUGCCAUUCUCUGCUGUGCUGUUCUGUGCGGCGUUAUGCUAUUGUGUUAUGUUGUACUGCACUGCCCUGCGUUGUCCUGCCCUGUCCUGUAAUGUGGUUAAUGUUUGCGUCCUGUACCCCUGCAUGUGUUUGCAGGAAGAGGCGAGGAGACACUUUGGCUGUCCCAUCCUGGAGGGUAUGGAGCUGGAGAACCAGGGAGGGAUGGGUACUGAGCUGAACCACUGGGAGAAGAGGCUACUAGAGGUAACAGAAGGGCUGCAGUUUGCAUUGUACUGUGCUUAGUUUUUACUGUUAUGUGAAAUGAUUCCUUUCAUUACAGUAUGUGUAGCCUACAUUUGUGUUAUAGCUUUACUUAGCCUACUAGAACUGAUAUAGACCUAACCACACCAUAUCCCUGUAGCUCAGUUGGUAGAGCAUGGCGCUUGCAGCGCCAGGGUUGUGGGUUCAAUUCCCACGUGGGACCUGUAUGGAAAAAAGUAUUAAAAUGUAUGCACUCACUACUGUAAGUCUCUCUGGAUAAGAGCGUCUGCUAAAUGACUGAAAUGUAAAUGUAAUACCCUUUCACUCAGUUUCAUAGUCUGUAUAGCUAUUGUGAAUUCUGCAUUUAUUUUUUAGCAAUAGUUCAUUACUCAUCAGCACAUACACUGAGUGUACAAAGCAUUAGGAACACCUGCCUUUUCCAAGACAUAGACUGACCAGGUGAAUCACAGUGAAUGCUAUGAUCCCUUAUUGAUGUCACCUGUUAAAUCCACUUCAAUCAGUGUAGAUGAAGGGGAGGAGACAGUUUAAGGAAGGAUUUUAAAGCCCUGAGACAAUUGAGACAUGGAUUGUGUGUGUGUUCCAUUCAGAGGGUGAAUGAGCAAGACAAAAUUAUUUAAUUACCUUUGAACGGGGUAUGGUAGUAGGUGCCAGGCGCACCGGUUUGAGUGUGUCAAGAACUGCAACUAUGCUAGGUUUUUCACGCUUAACAGUGUGUAUCAAGAAUGGUCCACCACCAAAGGACAUCCAGCCAACUUGGCACAACUGUGGGAAGCAUUAGAGUCAACAUGGGCCAGCAUCCCUGUGGAAUGCUUGACACCUUGUAGAGUCCAUGCCCCGAGGAAUUGAGGCUGUUCUGAGGGCAAAGGGGGGUGCAACUCAAUAUUAUGAAGGUAUUCCUAAUGUUUUGUACACUCAGUGUAUACGCUCAUAUAGGUUCAUUAUUAAUCUAUCUAUGAUAAUAAGAUGAUUCUCCUGUUUGUAUUGAUAACAGAACGAAGCAAUGACUGGAUCUCACACCCAGAACAGAGUGUUUUCUAGGCUCACCUUGGCCAUCAUGGAAGACACAGGGUAGGGUUUUCUGACCGUUAUAUGGAAUACAAGAAAAUAAUGACUUUGACCUUUUAUGUCAUUUAAAGCGCUUUGACUAUCAAACAACUUGAAGGCUCUUUUUUUCUUGGGAAUGGGUGUCCAUUGGUGUGAUUGAAGGUACUUGACUUUGACAUAAGCUUUGUAUUGAAGUUCAAGAGUUUACCUGACUUGAUGUACAAUGUUUCCCAUCAUCUAUGUCUUCUCUAGUUGGUACAGAGCCAACUACAGCAUGGCAGAGAGGCUGGACUGGGGCAAGGGCCUGGGCUGUGACUUUGUGAUGAAGAGCUGUAAGUUCUGGAUUGAAAGGCAACGUCAGAGGUAAGGGGGUAUCUAAUCAGAGUUUAGGUUUUUUACUAUACACAACUGACUGAAACAUCUAAACGUCUAGGCAUAUGGCAUGCCCCUAAACGAAUUUAAAGUAUUACUAGCCGACACACCGUGUCUCAUAUGGGGCGUUCCAUUUGAUUUCAAUCACUUUUUGACCGCACCCAAUUGAUAUGAACGAAACUUUCUAUACAUAUUUGCCCAUGGUAGAAGUGGUCAGAAAAUAACUUUUUGGACCUGAAUGCCAAAACAUUUAGGAGAUGGAGGUGCUCAAAGUUUACCCAUUUUGCAUACCCCACCAUACCACCAGACUUCAAUUUCUUCAUCACUAGAAAAGAUAAACGGUUGAUAUUGAUAUAAUUUAAAAGCUUAUAAACAGGGUUGUGAAUCUAUUUGCUAAUUUGUUUUACCUUUUAACGUCAAUUAUCUAAAAAGGCAUGAACUCAGAUGUUUUAUGUUUUUGCAUAUGUUGUAGCUUAGACCCUAUUUUACAUAAUCUGAGGUGUUUGUGUUGUGCCUGCCAUCGGUUGAGACACAGUAUGCUUUUGAAUACAGGGUGGGUGUCAUGUUUUGGCUGAUAAAUGUACUAAAAUGGGAAAACUUUCAAAUGGUAACACAAAGAUGGUUGGGGGCCCACACAUCAGAGAAUGUUGACUCGAAUGGAAAUAUCAGUUGUUUUAAAUUAUACUGUCAAUCUUCCAUAGGAAACCUAUUGAAAUCAUAUAAAUAUACACUCACCUGCCAGUUUUAGGUACGCCAAUCUAGUACGGCACAGCGUGAAUUCUUUGGGUAUUGGAUUAUAUAUUUAUUUUUAUUUAUUUUUUCGUCAUAUCCAAUUACGAUCUUGCCUCAUCGCUGCAACUCCCCAACGGGCUCGGGAGAGGCGAAGGUCGAGUCAUGCGUCCUCCGAAACAUGACCUGCCAAACCGCGCUCCUUAACACCCGCCCGCUUAACCCGGAAGCCAGCCGCACCAAUGUGUCGGAGGAAACACUGUUCAACUGACGACCGAAAUCAGCCUGCAGGCGCCCAGCCCGCCACAAGGAGUCGCUAGAGUGCGAUAAGCCAAGUAAAGCCCCGCCCUGGCCAAACCCUCCCCUAACCCGGACAACGCUGGGCCAAUUGUGCGCCGCCCUAUGGGACGGCCGGUUGUGACAUAGCCUGGGAUCGAACCCGGGUCUCUAGUGACGCCUCAAGCACUGCGAUGCAGUGCCUUAGACCGCUGCGCCACUCUGGGAGGCCAAGGGGGGAUUGGAUUCUACAAGGUGUCGGAAACAUUCCACAGGGAUGUUGGUCCAUGCUGUCACGAUGGCAUCACGCAGUUGUUGCAGAUUGGACGGCGGUACAUUCAUGCUGAGAACGACCCAUUCCAUCUCAUCCCAAAGAUGCGCUAUUGGGUUUGGUCAGCAACAAUGUUCAGAUAAAUUAUAAAAUUAUUAUAAAAUUAGAUACGCUGUGGCAUUCAAUCGUUGCUCAAUUGGUAUCAAAGGACCUAACGUGUACUAGGAAAACAUUCCCCACAACAGUACACCACCGCCACCAGCCUGUCCCGUUGACAUCAGGUAGGAUGGGGCCAUGGACUCAUGCUGUUUACGCCAAAUCCUGACUUUGCCAUCAGCAUGACGCAACAGGAACUGGGUGACGUUUUUCCACUCCUCAAUUGUCCAGUGUUGGUGAUCGCGUGCCCACUGGAGACGCUUCUUCUUAUUUUUAGCUGAUAACCCGGCGUGAUCGUCUGCUGCAAUAGCCCAUUCGUGACAAGGAUCAACGAGAGAUGCCGUUCUUCACACCACUGUUGUACUGCGCCAUUAUUUGUUUGUGGCCCGCCUGUUACCUUGCAUUAUUCUUGCCAUUCUCCUUCGACCUCUCUCAUCAACGAGCUGUUUUUGGCCACAGCACUGCCGCUGACUGGAUGCUUUUUUGUUUGUCUCACCAUUCUCGGUAAACGCUAGACACCGUCGUGCUUGAAAAGUCCAGGAGGGCGGCCGUUUCUUAGGGUAUCUAAUAAACUGCUAUCAAUGUUGGGUGGACCGGUGGGCAUCUUUGUGGUAGUAAUUGGAAGUAAAAAUUUCAAUUCAAUUAAAAUGUCAAUGAUGUACCAGCUAAAUUGCAGUGGUCUGAAGGGAUAUGUCUAUUCAAUGACUUCUGUUUCUAUGAUUGAAAUGACACCCACCCUGUAUUCGAGAGAAUUCUGUGUCUCAACCGAUGUCGGGCACAACACAAACACCUCAGAUUAUUUAAAAUAGCAUCUAAGCUACAAUGUAGUUUACGCAUUUUUUGAUAAUUGAUGUUAAAGGUUAAAAUAUUACAUUUGUAAUUUUUUUAAAUCAAGAAAUAUAAAAUAGUUUGACAACCCUGUUUUUAUAAGCUUUUAAAUGAUAUCAAACUCAACCGUUUAUCUUUUCCAGUGAUAAAGAUGUCUCAUGGCAGGGUGGGGAAUGCAAAAUGGAUCAACUUUGAACACAUCUGUCUCCUAAAUGUUUUUGCAUUCAGCUCCCCUGAAGUCCCUUUCUGACCACUUCUACCAUGGGCAAAUAUGUAUGGAAAGUUUUGUUCCAAUCAAAAGGCAUGCGGUCAAAAAGUGACUGAAAUCAAAUGGAACAACCCAUAUGUCAACAUUUCUGUGAACACAAACAUCAAGCCAUUUGAAACUCUAUUAGAAAUUCACUGUAACAACAAUAAAACAACAAUAAAAACAUUUUAAAUGAGAAACUGCGGCUCAACCUGACCCAACCCUCUGAGUUAUUGUUUUUCAGUCGUAAAGUGGUGACCCCUUACUGUGACACAGUGCGGGCCACACCCCUCCAGCUCACCUGCAGGCAGGACCAGCUGGCUGUGGCCGUCUGCAACCUGCAGAAGUACCCUCAGGAUCUGCUCCUGGACUACCAGGUAAAAUGCCAUCCUUCAUAGUCACAAAGCCUAGAAAUCAAGGCUAUGACAAUACACCCAGUGAUAACAACAUGACGCGAGCAAGCGUCUGUGUCAGAAACCUAUUGGACCAUCACAGAGGAUUAGAAGACAAACAAAAAUAUUACAAGUCUAUGACAAGGAUUUACUACUACAAGCACUUGCACCCAAGCAAAGUUUGUACCUGUUAGACAAUAAAGGCAACAAAAACAAAUUUGAAAUGUAAGAUGUUGUUGACCAAUUGUGUCCAGCAUAGUGUAAAGUACACCACAUACAGUACAUCUUUUCCACUUCCUCUCUGACAGUACUUUGACCAUAUCCCUGAAGUCUCUGUGAUGGAUCUGGCCUCCUACGGUGGAGCUGUGGAGAUCGCUGACUACUGUCCCUUCAGCCAGGAAUUCAGCUGGCACCUGAGUGGAGAGUACCAACGCAACUCCUACUGCAGGGUCCAGGAGAACCAGCCCGGUAAUAUCCCUUCCUUUCUUGCGUUGUUGUUGCCUUUUGGUGCCUCAGACCACUGGGCCUUGGUUCAUAUACACUGAGGCUGUUGACACUUGAAGGUUUGCAAAAUUCCGGAAACAUUCCCAGGUUUCCCAGAAAUCCCAGUUGGAGAAUUUUGUUUCAAGAAAGUUUCCAGAAUUUUGCAACCCUACUUACUAGUAGGCUACCUGACACACUGUUUCCAGAUUCGUGGAGGAACUACGGAGCUGAGCAGUAUGGUCCAGACUCAGUGUGUUUGUACCAGAAGACUGCCUUCAUCAUGGAGCAGUGUACCAGGCGCAUGACCUACCCUGACUGGGGAAGUGGCUGCUAUAAGGUAAUGCAGAAUAAGUAACAAUCUUUAGAUAGCUCUGUAAUCUAUGUUUUGUCACUUCAUGCAAGUCUUCAUAAUAACGUUUACCACCUUUAAGUCUCAUGCUAAUAUCAUACAGUGAGGGAAAAAAGUAUUUGAUCCCCUGCUGAUUUUGUACGUUUGCCCACUGACAAAGAAAUGAUCAGUCUAUAAUUUUAAUGGUAGGUUUAUUUGAACAGUGAGAGACAGAAUAACACAAAAGUAAUCCAGAAAAACACAUGUCAAAAAUGUUAUAAAUUGAUUUGCAUUUUAAUAAGGGAAAUAAGUAUUUGACCCCCUCUCAAUCAGAAAGAUUUCUGGCUCCCAGGUGUCUUUUAUACAGGUAACGAGCUGAGAUUAGGAGCACACUCUUAAAGGGAGCAGUGCCGGACGUGUCCCCCUGCUUAAGCCAGUACAUGUCCAGGCCCGUCUGAAGUUUGCUAGAGUGCAUUUGGAUGAUCCAGAAGAGGAUUGGGAGAAUGUCAUAUGGUCAGAUGAAACCAAAAUAUAACUUUUUGGUAAAAACUCAACUCGUCGUGUUUGGAGGACAAAGAAUGCUGAGUUGCAUCCAAAGAACACCAUACCUACUGUGAAGCAUGGGGGUGGAAACAUCAUGCUUUGGGGCUGUUUUUCUGCAAAGGGACCAGGACGACUGAUCCGUGUAAAGGAAAGAAUGAAUGGGGCCAUGUAUCGUGAGAUUUUGAGUGAAAACCUCCUUCCAUCAGCAAGGGCAUUGAAGAUGAAACGUGGCUGGGUCUUUCAGCAUGACAAUGAUCCCAAACACACCGCCCGGGCAACGAAGGAGUGGCUUCGAAAGAAGCAUUUCAAGGUCCUGGAGUGGCCUAGCCAGUCUCCAGAUCUCAACCCCAUAGAAAAUCUUUGGAGGGAGUUGAAAGUCCGAGUUGCCCAGCGACAGCCCCAAAACAUCACUGCUCUAGAGGAGAUCUGCAUGGAGGAAUGGGCCAAAAUACCAGCAACAGUGUGUGAAAACCUUGUGAAGACUUACAGAAAACGUUUGACCUGUGUCAUUGCCAACAAAGGGUAUAUAACAAAGUAUUGAGAAACUUUUGUUAUUGACCAAAUACUUAUUUUCCACCAUACUUAUUUUCCACCAAAUAAAUUCAUUAAAAAUCCUACAAUGUGAUUUUCUGGAUUUUUUUUCUCAUUUAGUCUGUCAUAGUUGACGUGUACCUAUGAUGAAAAUUACAGGCCUCUCUCAUCUUUUAAAGUGGGAGAACUUGCACAAUUGGUGGCUGACUAAAUACUUUUUUUCCCCACUGUAUCCACUUAUCUCAGUAAGAAUGGAAGUGCAACUCUGGCGGUAUUCGAGUAAACAUUAUUAAACAAUUAGUAAUACUGUUGCAGUGCCAAAGAAAUUCAGUUUAUUAGCCUUCAGUUCAUCAGGCUAAAUUCUCAAAAUGUGUCAGGUUGGUGCAUUUACUAUAUGACUGAUAUGGUGGAAGAAUUAUAAUUAGUGAUUGUUCAUGUCAUUACCUUUUUCUUCAAAAAAACCUUGAUAUGUACAGUGAGGGAAAAAAUUAUUUGAUCCCCUGCUGAUUUUGUACGUUUGCCCACUGACAAAGAAAUGAUCAGUCUAUAAUUUUAAUGGUAGGUUUAUUUGAACAGUGAGAGACAGAAUAACAACGUAAAAAUCCAGAAAAACACAUGUCAAAAAUGUUAUAAAUUGAUUUACAUUUUAAUGAGGGAAAUAAGUAUUUGAUCCCCUCUCAAUCAGAAAGAUUUCUAGCUCCCAGGUGUCUUUUUAUAGAGGUAACGAGCUGAGAUUAGGAGCACACUCUUAAAGGGAGUGCUCCUAAUCUCAGCUUGUUACCUGUAUAAAAGACACCUGUCCACAGAAGCAAUCAAUCAAUCAAUCAGAUUCCAAACUCUCCACCAUGGCCAAGACCAAAGAGCUCUCCAAGGAUGUCAGGGACAAGAUUGUAGACCUACACAAGGCUGGAAUGGGCUACAAGACCAUCGCCAAGCAGCUUGGUGAGAAGGUGACAACAGUUGGUGCGAUUAUUCGCAAAUGGAAGAAACACAAAAGAACUGUCAAUCUCCCUCGGCCUGGGGCUCCAUGCAGGAUCUCACCUCGUGGAGUUGCAAUGAUCAUGAGAACGGUGAGGAAUCAGCCCAGAUCUACACGGGAGGAUCUUGUCAAUGAUCUCAAGGCAGCUGGGACCAUAGUCACCAAGAAAACAAUUGGUAACACACUACGCCGUGAAGGACUGAAAUCCUGCAGCGCCGGCAAGGUCCCCCUGCUCAAGAAAGCACAUAUACAUGCCCGUCUGAAGUUUGCCAAUGAACAUCUGAAUGAUUCAGAGGAGAACUGGGUGAAAGUGUUGUGGUCAGAUGAGACAGAAAUUGAGCUCUUUGGCAUCAACUCAACUCGCCGUGUUUGGAGGAGGAGGAAUGCUGCCUAUGACCCCAAGAACACCAUCCCCACCGUCAAACAUGGAGGUGGAAACAUUAUGCUUUGGGGGUGUUUUUCUGCUAAGGGGACAGGACAACUUCACUGCAUCAAAGGGACCAUGGACGGGGCCAUGUACCGUCAAAUCUUGGGUGAGAACCUCCUUCCCUCAGCCAAGGCAUUGAAAAUGGGUCGUGGAUGGGUAUUCCAGCAUGACAAUGACCCAAAACACACGGCCAAGGCAACAAAGGAGUGGCUCAAGAAGAAGCACAUUAAGGUCCUGGAGUGGCCUAGCCAGUCUCCAGACCUUAAUCCCAUAGAAAAUCUGUGGAGGGAGCUGAAGGUUUGAGUUGCCAAACGUCAGCCUCGAAACCUUAAUGACUUGGAGAAGAUCUGCAAAGAGGAGUGGGACAAAAGCCCUCCUGAGAUGUGUGCAAACCUGGUGGCCAACUACAAGAUACGUCUGACCUCUGUGAUUGCCAACAAGGGUUUUGCCACCAAGUACUAAGUCAUGUUUUGCAGAGGGGUCAAAACUUAUUUCCCUCAUUAAAAUGCAAAUCAAUUUAUAAAAUUUUUGACAUGCGUUUUUCUGGAUUUCUUUGUUGUUAUUCUGUCUCUCACUGUUCAAAUAAACCUACCAUUAAAAUUAUAGACUGAUCAUUUCUUUGUCAGUGGGCAAACGUACAAAAUCAGCAGGGGAUCAAAUACUUUUUUUCCUCACUGUAUGAUCUUACAGAAUCACAAAUUCAGUUCAACAUAAUUUUUGUGUUGUGGGUUAAGGUAACCCUAUUAUAGAUGUGUGACAGGCAGAUAUUUACAUUUUGAAGUGACCCAUUCAAAAAAACAAAAUACUUAAAUGUUAUAUUGUGGUUGUUUCCAGAUGUCUUGCUCUACUCAGGGUCUGACAGUGUGGGUGCAGGACACUGCAUACCAGUGUGUGCGUACGGGUCAGCUGCUGAGCGUCAGCGUGCGUAUUAAUGACUGGGUCUACAAUGGGGUUCUCGUCUGUCCUGCCUGCUCAGACUUCUGUAGCGCCUGCCCUCUACCACAACAGCCCCCCCCCCUCAAUACCACCAGUAGAGUUCCUAUUGGUGAGUUCCCCUGCCUGUCUUUCCUACCAUGGCCUUUCCACAUACAUGCACACACAUAGGCGCACACUCACAUUAUAUAACUAGAUACAUUAUAUAGACCUCUUGGUACUAAGGAAGUGUUUUGCCUCUCUUCCAGACCCUUGCUCCAGUUCCUCCAGCUUAGUGGUACCUCUGUGGCUUCAACUGUUCAACUUCAUCCCUCUGCUAGCUGAAUUUAUCCUGUGUGUGUGGAACUGA
Molecule: messenger RNA, 14533 nt
Organism: Coregonus sp. 'balchen'
Lineage: Eukaryota; Metazoa; Chordata; Actinopteri; Salmoniformes; Salmonidae
Source: the annotation of a GenBank genome assembly